This is a messenger RNA of Fraxinus pennsylvanica, 525 nucleotides long. The record is from the annotation of a GenBank genome assembly. NCBI's taxonomy places the organism in Eukaryota, Viridiplantae, Streptophyta, Magnoliopsida, Lamiales, Oleaceae.
AUGGGAGGUGGGGUCCGCUUCCGAAAGUCAAGAAUAGUGGGAGAGAGAAAAAUACGGUUAAUAAGGAGCUUUCCGACGCCGAUCCGCCUCCGAUUUCCCAACGCCUUUCCACCUCCAACGCCUGUCCCGCAGAUUGGCGCCGUUCCUCAGCCGCCUGUCAAAAUUGUGACUCGACCCGUUGAUCUGCCCCUUACCAGUAGCCUCAAAAUCAGGUCUUAUGAUAAGUUGGAUGAUAAUGGCCUUGCUCCUCUAGGAACAAGAGUUUCAGGUGAGGAUGUGCUUAUUAGGAAGACCACUCCCAUAACUCCGGAUGAUGCACAAGGGCAAGCUGCUGGUUACACUAAGCGUGAUCAUAGCACGAGUUUACGCUACAGUGAAACUGGGAUGGUGGAUCAGGUUUUGCUGACAACAAAUGCUGAUGGGUUGCGAUUUGUCAAAGUGAGGAUGAGAUCGAUUCGAAUUCUUCAAAUUGGAGACAAGUUUUGCAACAGGCAUGGUCAGAAGGAAACAGUCGGUAUGACUUAG